UAGGACACAGCUUUCCGGAAUAUGUGCUUUUUAUGCUUGAAUUAACAACACGACCCUAAGACAUGUUCUAAGAUGUUUUUUUUCUGAUCUUAAAGAUCAACAAAAACAACACGUUUUUAGAAUCUGGAGUAGUGUUCCCUGUAGACGAAAUUAUGAAUUUUUGGGCUGCUGUCUUUGUCUUGUAUGCAGUAUGGCCCAGCGCUUUGUCUGUGACACGGUACUCCAUAGAGGAGGAGAUGGAAAGGGGCUCUGUUGUGGCUAAUCUCGCUGCGGAUUUGGGACUUGAGCCUGGAGGUUUGGCACAACGAGAGGUAAAACUUGACAUUUUCCAUAACAAAAAAUAUCUAGAUGUAAACAAAAAGACAGGGGAGUUGUAUAUCGUGGAAAAGAUGGACAGGGAAUAUCUUUGUCCGACAAAAACCACCUCCUGUUUUCUGAAGCUUGAUGUUAUAAUAGAAAGCCCCUUACGUAUCUUCAACAUUGAACUUGGAAUAACGGACAUAAAUGAUAACGCUCCACAUUUUCGACGAGACAGAGUGGAGCUCGACGUUUCAGAAUCGGCAACACCGGGAGAGAGAUUCUCCCUGCCUAAUGGAGUGGAUCCAGAUGUUGGGAUAAAUACAAUUAAAACAUACAAACUUAGUGUCAGUAAACAUUUCACCAUCGAAAUUCAGACGGGCAGUGACGGAACUCAAUAUGUAGAUUUGGUGUUGACUAAGUCUUUAGACAGAGAGGAGAAUGCUGUUCAUAAUUUAGUACUGACCGCUGUGGACGGCGGGGUCCCUGUGCGCUCCGGCACUGCCAAUAUUAUUGUUAGAGUACAAGAUACAAACGAUAAUCCUCCUCGGUUUGACAAGCAGACUUACACUAUUAAUAUGACAGAAAAUUCCCCUAUGGGGACAUUAGUGAUGAAGCUUAACGCUACAGAUCUCGACGAGGGUCCAAAUUCGGAGAUAGUGUACUCAUUCACCCUUUACACGUCGGAAAAAACACAAGACGUAUUUACAUUGAAUCCGAACACAGGGGAGAUAACUGUGAAGGGUACUAUUGACUAUGAAGAUAUGAAAUUGUAUGAGCUGCACAUUGAGGCCAGAGACAAAGGGACACAUCCCUUGCUGGGGCAGUGUAAAGUAGUCGUCCACGUGACGGAUAUGAACGACAAUUAUCCAGAAAUUACCAUACAGUCGGUAAAAAACACAGUGGAGGAGAACAUCCCAGUAGGAAGUGUCAUUGCUCUGGUAGGCAUAAGUGAUAGAGACACUGGCGAUAAUGGUAACGUAAGCCUAUCGAUAAAUCAGCCUAUGCACUUUAUUCUAAACAAAUCAUCAGAGAGACCCUUGCAUUACAAGCUCAUAGUUUCUGAACCAUUGGAUCGUGAAUCAGUACCUGAAUAUGACAUCACACUGAUUGUUUCAGAUGCAGGCACGCCGCCUUUAACUGAUAACGAAACAAUCACUGUGCAUCUAUUAGAUGUCAAUGACAACGCGCCACAGUUCCCUCAGUCAUUUUAUACCAUACGCGUAAUGGAGAAUAACGCACCUGGGGCCUUGCUCAGUUCCCUCACUGCGUUUGACCCUGACCUCCACGAAAACCAGUACCUAGUUUACUUCAUCCUAGAGAAGGAGAUAGCCAACACCUCCAUGUCCAUGCUGUUCUCCAUCAAUCCAGAGAACGGUAAUCUUUACGCACUAAAAACGUUUGACUAUGAGAUCGAGAAGGAGUUUCUUUUCCACAUCGAGGCCAGAGACUCUGGCUCUCCUCCACUCAGCAGUAACGUGACGGUCCACAUCAUCAUUGUGGACCAGAACGACAACGCUCCGGUUAUUGUCUCUCCCUGGCGCGCGCACGGCUCGGUGGUGGAGGAAAAGAUCCCCAGAUCCACCGAUAAAGGCUCUCUGGUUGCCAAGGUGAUCGCCUUAGACACCGACUCGGUGCACAACUCUCGGAUUACCUACCAGUUUCUCCAGGUGACUGACGCCACCUUGUUCAGUCUGGACCAGUACAACGGAGAGAUCCGGACUAUGAGGAUGUUCAGUUACAGAGACCCGCGCCACCAGCGACUGGUUGUUGUUGCCAAGGACAACGGGGAGCCUGCUCUCUCUGCUACAGUCACCAUCAAGCUGUCCACAGUGGAGACUGUCGUUAAGGCCUACUCUGACAUGACGGAGGUGCCUCUGGAAUAUGACAUCUUUUCAGACCUAAACCUGUAUUUGGUCAUCGGUCUGGGCUCGGUGUCGUUUCUCCUGCUGAUCACCAUAUUGGUCACCAUCGUGCUCAAGUGUCAGAAACCCAAGCCCAGCAAAGCGGCUCCUCCCUGCAGGAACAGUGUGAUCAGUGAGAGGAACUCCACCAUCGCAGAUUCCACUCUGGUCUCCAACGAUGCCUACUGGUACAGUCUGUUUCUAGCAGAGACCAGGAAAGGAAAGCUGGUGGUUAGACAGCCUGUGCCAAAGGGCUCCAGAUACAUCGUGUCCAGUUUACCAAGAGGCACAGGACUGACAGACACCAGUGACUCAGCAGCUUCCACUCUGCAGUACCCUAAAUGAGGAAAGUCCACUCUGCAGCUGGAGGGUUCCACCAGCAGCAGCAGCAGCGGUUCGACAUAACACACCUCCAGCUGCGUACUGGAUUGACCCUGACAGGAGCGCUUCACAGAGGAAAGGAAAAAACCCUACCCAUAACAUAACCCCACAUCCAUCCUGCUCAGUCUGAUCUGUGUUUCCUCACAAUCUGUAGUUGUCAUGCUAUAACACCAAAUGGACUAUGGUGGCUAAUUAUGGACACAACCCUCCCCCUUUAUUUCUUUAAGCACAUGAAAAGCCAAUCAACAAUGCCUCUAUGUCCAUUCAAUAUGCAUGAUAAGAGUGCAUGGCUUCAACCACACUACAAGACUUUCAUACAAAAAAAUUCAAGAGGAGAUACUCGCAAAGAAGAAGACUGUACGAAAAAUUGCACCUGUGGAUUUUUAAAGAAGCCUCAACAAGGACUAUUAAGAGUGGACAUGGAAAUGUUGAAAUGCCUUUAAGAGACAGUUUUCUCUCUCUAAAAAUGAAACACAUGUUGGAUAUUACAUUUGUAACCUCUGUGUUUGUCUUGCUCCAUAACAGCAUUGAUGUAUAACAAUAACUUAACUAAGAAGUAACACAGCACAAUUAACUAAAUGUCAGAAAAGCAACAACGUAGAAUUUUAAAGUAUGUAAACAAAAGGGAAUCAGUAUUUUAUAAGUGUGGUAGCUUUUAGUCAUUUUAUGUUUUGUACUUGACUUUGUGCUUUAUAUGUGAGCUAGGCCUAAAUAUAUGAAUGAGAGUGCUGAGAGAUUAAGUUAAAGAAACCAGUACAUUAAACAGAUAAAAUUGAGGCCUUCAGCCGUUAUGUAUCUGCCUUUCAGUUGUUUCUGCAUGAGAUAAUCAAAGUACUUUAAUAGCUUUAGAUAUUUUAUAAUAUUGCAAAAUCCAUUUUCUGUAGUUAGGCCUUACUGUUUAUUUUUAAAAACAAUAUGGAAGAUUCAAUUUCAAUGACCACAAUGAAGAAGAACAACAGCAUCAUUUGUUUGUCCCAGUGGACAAACAAAUGAUGCUGUUGUACUUCUUCAUUCCAGUUUCCAUCUAUGGAUUCAGAAAGUUAAGUGUACUCUCAGCUUAAAUGUAAGUUAACAGUGUACUUGAAUAUUAUGCCCACAUGGACAUUUCUGGAGAAUAAGAGUCUAUGGGAUUAAACUGAACACAAAUGAACACAGUGAGUUCUUGAGAAUGGUUGGAAUACUAUGUCCUUAUGACUACUGUAUAUACAUCACAUGUAAUUUAACUUUUUUUUUAUAGCCAAACUCUGGAUGUUUCUUAAUUCCAAUGUCUUCUGAGAUUGUGUAACAAGUUGAAAAUUCACAUCAUGACUUAAUGUUUACUUUACAAUAGUGAAAUCCUGAAUAAUGCUCAUGUGUAUUACUGACUACUGUAUGUAUCUGCAUAUGCAACACACAAAUAGUGAUAUAGAUAUGACUGACAUAUAUACAUCUGAAUCUAUAAAUAUGCUUUUCUUUUUCAAUACCAAUGCUGACAUUUUUAAGGUGAACAAAAACAGUGGAACUCCUGUGCCAUCAGAUUUAUGGGCCAACUAGUAUGUGCAACACUACAAUACAUUGUGUUGUCACAUAACUCUUUAGCAAAGUUCACAUUGCAUUACUUGUAUGAAGUUGUAAUGUUUUACAGGCAAACAUAUACAAUAAGUGCUUUUUGUGGUACAGUGGUACCUUUAUGGUGCAGUAUGUAGUAACUUGUGUAAUGUGAGCUUAUUGUAUGCUAUGGUUUGGUAUGUAUGAUCUAUUAAAUACAACAACAAACUAAA
This is a messenger RNA of Perca fluviatilis (European perch), 4342 nucleotides long. Its product is annotated as protocadherin alpha-C2-like. The coding region runs from base 153 to 2546 and encodes 797 amino acids. The transcript is spliced from 3 exons. Gene Ontology annotation, molecular function: calcium ion binding. Gene Ontology annotation, cellular component: plasma membrane. NCBI's taxonomy places the organism in Eukaryota, Metazoa, Chordata, Actinopteri, Perciformes, Percidae. The record is from RefSeq and is a predicted model, not a curated record. Gene Ontology annotation, biological process: homophilic cell-cell adhesion.